AUGUUGAACCCUGGAGAUGAAAUCUACUAUUUUCGCUCAAUUUAUAGAGAAAUCUCUAACAGUGACGGUUAUAUUACGAAUAGACUUGUUGUCUCUACGAAUUUCGCAUUUCUCGACAAUGUCUCCCGCGAGUUUUCUCGAAUCACGGAUUGCUGGGGCAACUACAACAGCCUGCAAGUUUAUAAAUAUGCUGAAGGCUCGAUCAUGCUUGUGCAACCUUAUUCGGCACGUAACGGCAUCGAAGCUAAAACCUUAUGCCACGGUCGGAAGACCCAAGCCAGUGUAGACUGCUCUCUCAUCGAUUCCUGGAUCAGCCUAUGUACCAAGACAUACAGUACCUGUUCACUACUUCCGUUCGAGAAUCCAACUGGCCCUUCAAGACUCAUCGACAUCGAAGCACAACAGGUUGUGCGCUUUGGGUCCGAAAACGAUAAUAGGCCCGGGAGUGACGUGUGCUACGCAGCCCUGAGCUACGUAUGGGGGAGUGUUGGCCAACUAGAACUGAAUGCGAAAACCAUGGAAACACUGGAAAAGCCCCAAGGCCUCGCACAAUACGCCCAUGAUAUCCCAAAGACCAUCGAAGAUGCACUGAAACUCUACCGUAAGCUUAGGAUUCCCUACUUAUCCUGGAAAGGAAAAGGAGCAACAGAUAAAACUGCCUUUGGGGAUGACUCCGAAGCCGGUCUUCCCGGCGUCGAGGAUGAUUCACGGCCAGCCCAACGAAUAGAGCGCAUCAACGGCUUAACGCUGGCCUAUACUCCGCAUGAUUUCCGACGGGUCAUGGAAACUUCCCGUUGGGCCAACAGAGGCUGGACCUAUCAAGAAGGUAUACUAUCACGAAGGCUACUUAUCUUCACCCGAGAACAAGUAUAUUUUAGGUGCAACGAAGCGACGUGGAUAGAAGAUACCGUUCUUAAGCCGUUUCCCCCAACUAGCAGUACGGUGGUUCAAAUGCAAACACCGCAGACUGAACAGCCUUUUUGGAAGAAGUCUUUACCUGAGGUAUUUGCGGGUGAAGACACCUUUAAAGAAUAUUCCGAAAUGGUUCAAUGCUACACUAAGCGACAACUCUUAAAGCCAGAGGAUGCUAUUAACGCAUUCUGUGGCAUCGUCGACGUACUCGAUGCUUCGGACAAGGAAGGAUUCUCCUUAGGAUUACCAAACAAAUACUUCAGUAUUGCGCUCUGCUUCUCAUUUUACUGGACCGAUGAACCAAUUUCCCUCCGGCCGAUGUUUCCGACGUGGUACUGGGCUGCUUGGCAAUCUAAGUAUCCGGUCGAAUAUGAUGAAAGCUUACUCCAAGCGGCCGGCGAUACAAGCUCAGACCUUAGUCUCUAUACAUUCUAUUACUACGGCUCGAGGGGCAUCACGCCUAUCAACAAGUCCAAAAAUAGAAGACGGCUUACUAAGGACGAAUCUUGUCGAGUAUACAAAGACCUGAAAGCCCGCAACAUUCUUGAAUGGAAGACGCGUUUCCCUAUUUUCUUCUGCGGCAUGGUGGUAUGGCUGUAUAUUUCAAAUAUCAACGAUGGAUCCUGUGAUGUUAGCUCUGAUGCGAAGGGCUCUGUUCUGGGGACAACCUAUCUCUAUUCAGACUUUCAUUAUAUGAAAGGGCAGGACGUUGAAUUUGUUGUAGUAUGCCAAUACGGCGAAAAAUCACGUCUUAUCGCAAUUAAUACGCAGGAUAGACUUUCAUCAAGGAUAGGGUUAGAUACGAUUGAGCUGGAUUGGUUUAACUUACGAGUAGACUAUCGUGUCGUAAUUUUAGUCUAA
Molecule: messenger RNA, 1773 nt
Organism: Aplosporella prunicola CBS 121167
Lineage: Eukaryota; Fungi; Ascomycota; Dothideomycetes; Botryosphaeriales; Aplosporellaceae
Exons: 4
Coding region: 1-1773 (590 amino acids)
Source: RefSeq, a predicted model, not a curated record